Molecule: messenger RNA, 2262 nt
Organism: Toxorhynchites rutilus septentrionalis
Lineage: Eukaryota; Metazoa; Arthropoda; Insecta; Diptera; Culicidae
Product: peptidoglycan-recognition protein LC-like
Exons: 8
Coding region: 344-2062 (572 amino acids)
Biological process (GO): peptidoglycan catabolic process
Molecular function (GO): N-acetylmuramoyl-L-alanine amidase activity; zinc ion binding
Source: RefSeq, a predicted model, not a curated record
AUUUGCGCAUCGUUGUCUCGCUCUCUGUGUGCUAGUCUUUGACGGAUCGCGCAACCGAUUGGAUUGCUCCGAACACUAUUUCACGCGCGAGUGUUUCCGGUUCGUUUCGUUUCGAUAAAUACCUGUUUUGCUAUCACCGAAGAGGUUGGAGAGGGAAAAACAUUAAGUACACAAAUAUUGGAAUACCGUACAGCGAGCUGCAUCCAGUUCCGAGAAAACAAGGCGAAAUAGCAAUCUGCACAGGAGCAUAUAAAACUAGAUGAACAAUUAUAUCAGAGCAAGGAAAUGAGCGAGUUGAAUUACGCAACCGUGCAUCUCCAAAACAAACAAAAGCACUCUAACAAUGGCUAAGGCGAAAAACCAACUUCACAGCACAACGCCCUCUGUCCCCGAUGCAACAAUUCUAUCGUCUACAAAUAACUGCAACAGUAACAGCGAUAGUCCAGCACUAUCGGUUCCAGUCAGCACUGUAGAUAAGACCGAUAGUAGUAGCAGUCAUAAUAUAUCGAUAUCCUCAAUCAAUGAAAAUGAUGACAACGAUUCAAGUGACUUUGAGAGCAGCGAGAGCGAGUGUGAUGAUGUGCAAAUUGAUAAGGCACUCCAACGUAUACCAAACGCUCUUCAGCCAGGAGGACAGCUGACACAGAACGGGAGCAUCGUCGUGAAGGAAGAAAACGAUGCACCGGCAUCCGCACGAGGUCCUAACAUCGGCAGUAUAGCAGUACAAAACUCGUCAGACAUCACGUUUGGCAACAAAACCUAUAUAAAGGGGCAAGUUGUAAUAAAGAACAUUUAUCGUGAUAGACAAAACGGAGUUGUCAACGAAGGAUACCAACAAGCGGAUGAAGAUCUGAAUGUUUCAAAACAAGCAUCAGGCAAAGAAACUAGUCAAUCACAAUCGUGGCAAUCAAACAUUAAAGCCAUUAUCAGGGAUAAACCACUAUUGAGCGUGGUUAUACUAGUAUCUCUUAUGGUCAUCAUUACCACUAUCGUUAUCGUCAUUAUGGUGGCUACUUCAGCAGGUAAAACUAGAUUAAAACCACACUACGGCGAUGGAGAUGAUGAUCGUGCAUAUGUCCCACCGGACACUGGUAUAGACAGCGACUUUUUGCCGGAUCCUAAACCUCUCAGAAUUGUAACACGCAACGAAUGGUUAGCUUCACCCCCAAAAGAAGAAUUGACCCCGUUAACGUUACCAGUGAGUAAAGUCAUAAUCGCCCAUACUGCUACCGAGGGAUGCACUACACAAACUGCGUGCGUUUAUCGGGUUCGUAUAAUCCAAGAAUUCCACUUGGGUUCAUCCAACCUCGGUGACAUUGGUUACAAUUUCUUAAUCGGUGGCGAUGGCAAUGUUUACGAAGGCCGCGGUUGGUUCAAAGUAGGAGCAUUCCUUAGAGGUCAAAAUUCGAAAAGCGAGGGCAUUGCUUUCAUCGGGAACUACCUGCGACUGAAGCCCACUGAUGCACAAAUGGAAGCACUCGAUAGUUUGCUACUCAACGGCACCAAAAGUGGCUACAUAAAAACGGACUAUAAACUCUACGGUGCUCGACAAUGGCAACAAACGGAAAGCCCGGGUGAUCUACUCUACGAAAGAUUACAAAAGCAUCCACAUUGGAGCGAUGAUCUCUCCAUGUGUGUGUUCUUAACGGGUCAUAUUCAGCAGUUCCACAUGGCCGGUGAUUCGAAAAACUUCUCCGACAUUGCGUACAAUUUUUUGGUUGGUGGUGAAGGCAAUGCGUAUGAAGGACGCGGUUGGGAAUCACAAGGGGCGCACACGAAAGGUUUCAAUAAAGACAGCAUUUGCAUUGCAUUCAUUGGAACAUUUAGCUCGGUGGAACCGUCAAAAGCCCAACUAAGUGCAGCCCAACAACUUAUAGCGCUAGGAGUUGAGGAGAAUAAAUUAGCCAAAAAUUACCGCUUGUAUGGGCACAGACAGUUGGCUCCAUUUGAAAGUCCAGGCCGUGCGCUAUAUAAGAUUCUCCAGAAAUGGCCACACUGGGCAAAUGAACUAUCGAAUAAUCAUUGGUCUGAUCCAGAAGGCCAAAAUAGUACUAGACAGUGAAGCGACCUGCAGCAUGCCAUAUUAUUACAAAGUCGAAUUUAAUUUGUUUCAAACAAGCGGACAUAACCCUAUCUUGCACCAUUUGUGUAGGUUCAAUACAUAUGUCGAAUUACUCUAGAAUACGGUUUCGUAAUGAUGUAAAUAAUAAACAUUAAAGUACUUUUUUGAACUGAAAACAAUCAGUUAGAUAAUCUAUAAAA